Molecule: messenger RNA, 3078 nt
Organism: Saccharomycodes ludwigii
Lineage: Eukaryota; Fungi; Ascomycota; Saccharomycetes; Saccharomycodales; Saccharomycodaceae
Gene: KSP1
Product: putative serine/threonine protein kinase KSP1
Exons: 1
Coding region: 1-3078 (1025 amino acids)
Biological process (GO): protein phosphorylation; chromosome segregation
Cellular component (GO): nucleus; centrosome; cytoplasm
Molecular function (GO): ATP binding; protein kinase activity
Source: RefSeq, a predicted model, not a curated record
AUGUCUAAAGAUGGAGUAACUGAUUCCAGUUAUGAAUUGUAUAAAGAAGGUGGAAUUAUUCAUAAUAGAUACCAAAAAAUAGAAGAUAUUAGCGAGGGUUCUUACGGUUAUGUUUCAUUGGCAACAGAUGUGAAAUUAAAAAAGUUGGUUGCAAUUAAAUAUAUUUUUAAAAUAGAUGACGAUGAUGAUGAAGAUGAUCCUGACGACUGUGAUGAUAAAGAUGCUGUUGCCAACAAGAAUAUCAACGACGAUAUGUAUAAUUCUUCAAAUGAAAAGAAACACCAACUGUUACAAAGAAGAUCAGCCAUUUCUGAAAAAAUUAGAAGUAAGUUAUCAAACAAUAUCUGCUACGAAGCUUUGCACGAGGUUGAUAUGCUAACAAAGAUUGGAAAACACAAAAAUAUUAUUGAAUUGUUAGAUUUCUUUGAUUCUUAUAUUAUUAUGGAGUAUUGCAAUGGUGGUGACUUGUAUGAAAACAUUAAGGCUGAUUUAGUUCCACGCAGUACUAAGAUGGUUACACAUAUCGCGCUCCAAUUAAUGGAUGCUAUAGAGUUUGUACACAGUAAGGGGAUUUAUCACCGUGAUGUUAAACCGGAAAAUCUUUUGAUUGCAGAUACCAGGAGCUGGUCUAUUAAGUUAACUGAUUGGGGAUUAGCUACAACUGAUAAGACUUCGAUGGAUAGAGAUGUUGGUUCAGAAAGGUAUAUGGCUCCUGAGCUGUUUGAAAGUAAUUUAGAUGGAAGUGAGAAGGGUUUGCCUUAUGAUUGUGCAAAGGUUGAUAUAUGGUCUAUUGGAAUUGUCAUGCUAAAUGUUGUUUUCCACAAAAAUCCAUUUAGUGUGGCUAACCAAACCGAUAAAGCUUUUUGUUAUUUUGCUGCUAAUAGGGAAGCUCUCUUUGAUAUUUUCUCGUUAAUGACUCCUGAUUUUUUCCAAGUUUUAUUAUUUGCCCUAGCCAUUGAUCCUACACAUAGAGAUUUAAAGAGGAUGAAGGAGGAAUUGAAGAAGAAUUUGAAAGCAUAUACUUUUGAUGAUGACAUUUAUAACGCUGAAGACUAUGAAUUAUAUAAAGAUGUUAAAGUGGAGGGUAUGGAACAACUUUCCAAGAAACAACAGAAUAAGGAAGAGAAAUCAGAAGAGCGUGAGGAAAAGAAAGAGUCACAGGCUAAAUUACCUCCAAUUACUGUCGACAAGAUUACUCCGGUUCCUUCAAACAAAGUUACGCCCAGUAAUAAAAUUACUGAAGAGGUUCCCAAAUAUAGAUUUAGGAAAAGAAGCCAGGUGGGUUCUUCUAAACCAGUUGUUAUUGAGCCUUACAAUUCAUACACUAAUAAUAACAGUACUUCAUAUCACAGUCCUCAUUAUAACAAUGGUUAUAGUACCAAUCAUUACAAUCCUCUGAAAAUUGACAAGAAUAAUAGGAAACCGUUGGCUAUUCCAACACCUAAUAGCCACAUUAACAAUUACUUUGACAAUUAUAAUAAAUCGAGUAAUAACAAGAAUUCGUUUAAAACCAAGGAUUUUUUUACACCUCCAAGCGUUAAAAACAAGUAUAUCGAGGGUUAUUUUGAUCAUCAUAAUAAGUGGAAAUUGAGUACCAAUGCGGGUAAUAACAGCUCUGGUAAGGGCUAUAACAAGCAUAGCAGUGGAAAACAAAGUUCAAAUAGUUUUAGUAACAACAGCCACAGCGGUGCCUAUAUGCCUAACAUUAUCCGAGUUCUGAGCGAUAGCCCUGACGAGCCACCAAUGAAUACAACAACUUUCCACGAAUAUCAUCAUUUACAACAACAGCAACAACAACAACAACAACAACAACAAAAGAAGAGCACGCAUAUUAGCAAACACUCACCAUCACCACCACAUAGCCAUCUGAACUCUACUUUGAAUAAUACAAUUGCAGGUAAUAACGACCACAGCUCCCAUGAGGAUGAUAUAUUGUUUACUUUGGAGGAGGACGAUUAUGUAAACCAAACCAGUGAUAUGGAUGAUGAUUUUACUCAAUUUGACUUAGAAGAUACCACUAUCAAUAUGAUCAACAAUAAUAUUUCUAACAACAGCAAUGAUAGUGUUCCAGAGCUAUUAAAGUCACCUGUUCAGGAACAUGCUAACUUGGUGAAUAAUGCACUUAACCCGUUUGGGCAAGCCGGCCUAAAUUAUCCUGCUAAAGGUGUUAGUAAGAAUGUCAAUGAUAACAGUAACACUACAUACAAUAACAGUCACUACAGCAGCGGUAGCAAUAUAAAUAUUCGGAGAUCAAGUGACGAUCAUAUUACUAAUGCAAAACCUAAUUCUGCUGAUUCGAAUAGCACUAGUAAUUUAUACAUUCCACCACACCACAGAACAUCAAGAAACUCAUUUAUUGGUAAUAAUGGGGAUACCCGUGCGACACUACUUUCUUCAAACACCAACUCCGCACCGAUUCCUUCUACAUCACCAUCUUCGACUAAUACGAGUGCUAGCAGUGCCAAUAAUAGAAGGGUUUCAUCUAGUAAACAACAGCAGCAACCUUAUCAUCACCAGCACAGUAAAACUAGUGAUUUGGAUAAUAGUAAGUACACAUUUAAAAAUAACACUGGUUAUGGUACUAAUCAUUAUGGUGGGUUCAAGGCUCCAUUUUAUAAUUUUAAAACGCUAGCUUCUUUGUCCACUACAGCAAUUGAGAAAGGCGAUGUUUUUCCUAAUCAAAACCGUCGUAGUGGACAUUAUGAUACUGAUGAACAUGCACUCACGUUUUCUGACGAAGAUAAUGAUAGCAGCGAUAUUAACAAACAACAACAACAACAAAUCUCCUAUCAUCCUAGGCAUAAUGCCAGUAGUUUUAGUGAUGCUAGAACUCGUCCUUAUAGAAAAAGUUUUGGAACUAUCGGCACAAACGGUAACAAUGGAACUAACGGUUUACAACAGUCUGAGUCUGCUGUUACUAAUCAUAGAAAUGUCGAUGCUAGCAAUAAUAAUGAUAUUAAUAGCGGAUUCGGAGGCGAUAUGGAAAAUGGAAGAAGGAGUUCAAUUCAAAGUGAUCUGGUUGGCUCCUUGGAACAAUAUAAAAACAAUUGGGUUAUGUUACAGCAACAUCAGGAUUGA